AUGUCUAUCGAUUUUCCCAAGGAAGAGGAGGUUGUCCUCGAGCGGUGGCGCUCCAUCAACGCCUUCCAUCGUCAGCUUGAAUUGUCUGCUGGUCGCCCACCUUACACAUUCUACGAUGGCCCUCCAUUCGCUACAGGCCUUCCUCAUUAUGGCCAUUUGCUGGCGUCCACCAUCAAGGACAUCAUUCCUCGAUAUUGGUCCAUGAAGGGCUACCACGUCGAGCGAAGAUUUGGAUGGGAUACUCAUGGACUCCCUAUCGAACACGAGAUCGACAAGAAGCUGGGUAUCUCUGGCAAAGCGGCUGUGGAGAAACUUGGAAUUGCAAAGUACAACGAGGAGUGUCGCGCCAUUGUCAUGCGCUACGCUGCGGAAUGGAGGACUACGAUUGAGCGCCUCGGACGCUGGAUUGACUUUGACAACGAUUACAAGACUAUGGACCCGAAAUUCAUGGAAUCCCUGUGGUGGGUGUUCAAGCAGCUCCACGACAAAGAACAGGUGUAUCAGGGUGCCCGAGUUAUGCCUUACUCAACGGUGCUGACGACUGCCCUGAGUAACUUCGAAGCCAACCAAAACUACCAAGACGUUACGGAUCCAGCGGUCGUCGUAUCAUUUCCACUGCUGGAUGACCCGGACACUCACCUCUUGGCAUGGACAACCACUCCCUGGACACUGCCAAUGCAUCUUGGUCUGGCAGCGCAUCCCGACUUCGAAUAUCUCAAGAUCAAGGAUGGCAAGUCUGGAAAGACCUACAUCAUUCUCGAGGGUUUACUCGGAACUUUGUACAAGGACCCCAAGAAGGCCGACUUCAAAAAAAUUGGUACCAUCAAGGGAUCGGAGAUGCUUGGGUGGAGAUAUGAGCCAUUGUUUGACCACUUCUAUGAAGAAUUCAAAGAUGUUGGAUUCAGAGUCCUGAAUGCUACCUACGUCACAUCAGACAGCGGUGUGGGAGUCGUUCACCAAGCCCCAGCUUUCGGUGAGGACGAUUACAACGUAGCCAUAGAGAACGGCAUCAUCAACGAAAACCGCCCUCCUCCGGAUCCGAUCAACGAAACUGGACACUUUACUGAUCGGGUUCCCGAAUUCGCCGGUAUGCAUGUCAAGGAGGCCGACAAACACAUUAUCAAGCACCUCAAGAAGACCGGGCGAUUGGUCGUCGAGUCUCAGCUUCGCCACUCUUACCCCAUGUGCCCCCGUUCUGAUACUCCCCUUAUCUACAGAGCCGUGCCUUCGUGGUUCAUUCGCAUUCCAGAAAUCAUCCCAAGCAUGCUUAAGAACAUUGAAGACUCCCACUGGGUUCCAUCAUUUGUCAAGGAGCGUCGAUUUGCCAGCUGGAUUCAAAAUGCCAGAGAUUGGAAUGUUGGAAGAAACCGAUACUGGGGAACUCCCAUCCCGCUCUGGGUUUCCGACGAUAUGGAGGAGCGCGUCUGCGUGGGAAGCAUUGAGGAACUCCGAGAGCUCAGUGGCUACACCGGAGAUCUGUCCGACAUUCACCGAGACAAGAUCGACCAUAUCACUAUUCCCAGCAAGAAGGGUAAGGGUACCCUGAAGCGUGUCACAGAGGUCUUUGACUGUUGGUUCGAGUCUGGCAGCAUGCCCUAUGCCAGUCAACACUAUCCUUUUGAGAAUGUUGAGAAAUUCAAGAACUCGUUCCCUGGUGACUUCAUCGCAGAGGGUCUUGAUCAGACACGAGGUUGGUUCUAUACUCUACUGGUGCUGGGAACACACUUGUUCGGCACUUCGCCUUUCAAGAACUGUGUGGUGAACGGUAUCGUUCUGGCAGAAGACGGAAAGAAGAUGUCAAAACGAUUGAAGAACUACCCAGACCCAGCUCUAGUGAUGCAGAAGUUUGGAUCGGAUGCCCUGCGGCUCUACCUUAUCAACUCUCCCGUCGUGCGAGCAGAGCCACUGCGAUUCAAGGAGACUGGAGUGCGAGAAGUUGUCCAAAAGGUACUUCUGCCACUUUGGAACAGCUACAAGUUCUUUGAAGGCCAAGUUGCGCUUUUGAAGAAGGUUGAGGGCGUUGACUACAUGUGGAACGUUGGAUUGGAGACUACAAACACAAACGUGAUGGACAAGUGGAUUCUGGCCAGCUGCCAAAGUCUGCUACGAUUUGUCAACGAGGAGAUGAAAGGAUACCGACUGUACACUGUGGUCCCUCGACUUCUUGAGCUCAUUGAUAACACGACCAACUGGUACAUCAGAUUCAACCGACGCAGGUUGAAGGGAGAGAAUGGACUGAAUGAUACCCUACAUGCGCUUAACGCUCUGUUUGAUGUCCUCUUCACUCUGUGCAGAGGACUGGCUCCCUUCACCCCGUUCCUGUCCGAUACCAUCUAUCAGAAGCUCCUUCCACAUAUUCCGAAGGAGUUGCAGGCUGAGGACCCUCGAAGUGUUCAUUUCCUACCCUUCCCGGAAGUCAAGGAAGAGCUAUUCGACGCUGAAGUUGAGCGACGAGUAUCAAGAAUGCAGCGGGUCAUCGAGCUGGGUCGUGUUUCCCGCGAGCGCAGAACCAUUGGUCUCAAGACACCACUUCGAACCUUGGUCGUCAUCCACCAUGACAACCAGUACCUUGAGGAUAUUAAGUCACUUGAAUCCUACAUCACUGAAGAAUUGAACGUUCGGGAUUUGGUGCUCACAUCGGACGAGGCCAAGUACAAUGUCCAGUAUAGCGUGACCGCUGACUGGCCGGUUCUUGGUAAGAAGCUCAAGAAGGACAUGGCUCGAGUCAAGAAAGCCUUACCUACCUUGACUAGUGAGCAAGUCCAAAGCUAUCUCAUUGACAAGAAGAUCCUUGUCGAUGGCAUUCCCUUGGAGGAAGGUGACCUUGUUGUGCGCAGAAGUGUAAAGGAGGACGAGGCCUCCAAGAAGCUGGAAAUCAACACGGACGGCGCAUUAUUAACCAUUUUGGAUUCUGAGAUAUACCCGGAGCUGGCUCAAGAAGGAUUGGCCAGAGAGAUUGUCAACCGAGUGCAGCGUCUGCGCAAGAAGGCCGGCCUGCAACCCACUGAUGAUGUCAAAAUGGAGUACCAGGUCGUGUCUGACCCUGAGAAUCUCGGCCUGGCAGAUGUGAUGGUGUCACAGACAGCUACUUUUGAGAAGGUUCUUCGACGACCUGUCGAGAAGCGUGAGGAGGGAGCUACAGGCGAGCUCAUUGCGGAAGAAGAGCAAGAGAUUCAGCAGGCCAUUCUGUUGCUUCGUCUUGUAAAACUUUGA
Molecule: messenger RNA, 3213 nt
Organism: Trichoderma gamsii
Lineage: Eukaryota; Fungi; Ascomycota; Sordariomycetes; Hypocreales; Hypocreaceae
Product: isoleucyl-tRNA synthetase, cytoplasmic
Exons: 4
Coding region: 1-3213 (1070 amino acids)
Biological process (GO): isoleucyl-tRNA aminoacylation
Molecular function (GO): ATP binding; isoleucine-tRNA ligase activity; tRNA binding
Source: RefSeq, a predicted model, not a curated record